AUGCAGCAACCAAAGUUUCGACAAGAUCACCCUUCAGGAACUCGUCUAUCGCUGGCUAAAUUCUCAUACACCACAACGCCGGUCGACCACCCCGGUCCUCUAUCCUGGAGUCAUAUCAAUGGCAAUGGGGAUCUUGUCUGUAUCUUCGAUAAAUUUGCAGCUACCGGAUCCGCUUCAUCUAAAACUCUCAUGAAAGUGAUUAGAAAUGAUUAUGUUCUGGAACAGCUUGACAUCGCACGCCUCGUACAAUCCAACUUGUCACAGAAUGGCUCUGCGGCAAAAUCCUCAUUUGCUGUUGUGGUCAAAUCACCUUGCCUGGCCGUGAAAUACCCACAAAACGGGUCGAUUCGUCGAUUCCAACUCAAGUUUCUCGCAGAUCGAGAUUUUUACACGGCGCUUUCACUGCUCAGUGAAAUUGACUGCCCUAUUACCGAAGGUAACGCAACAGCAGUGCAGCAGCCACCACGACGACUACCGUCCUCAUCCUCAUGGGCAUCAUUUCAGGCACCGACUAUCAUAUGGAAGAAUGGAAACACAGUAAUGACCCCAGAAAGCAACGCUACUGGCCCUUUUCAUGUAAUGACCCAGGGACCAGCAGCGCCCUAUCCUCCAUCGCCGUCGCCCUACACCACUCCAGGUAUUAUGGUACCCGCAGACCAAGAGUUGAGACCAACAAGACCCAUGUCACACAUGCCAUCCGUUGAUCACAGCAUCGAGCUGGCACAGCAAGUAGUUCAUACCGAGACAAGCUCACGGCCGUCUAUAACACAAGGAUACCAUGACAUCCAGGAGCUAAACCAGGUCCUCCCUCCAAAGAGAGACCUACCAUUUCUCAAGCCCGGCACAAAGAGAAAGCGAACAGAAUCCACAAUUGAACAAGCUGCCGAAAAACCGAAAUCCUCGAGGGUCAGUCAGCUCGCGAAUCAGACGAACCGCAAUACACUUGAGCGCAGUGAUACUGUCAUGUCGGAUGCCUCGUCCCAAUCACUGGUGGCGACACAACCAUACCCAGACCCAGUGGAGCCAGUAAGCACCCAACCCUACUCCCAACCAGACAAGGAGAACCUGCCUCAGCCCCAGAGGCCAAUCGAGCACAUCGCCCCAACAAUCUACACGGCGGUCGCAAGGGAUAGUACUUUGAACGAUAUCCAAGUUCGGCGAUCGCAAUCACCGAUGCAGCCUGGCGUUCCGCCUUCUGUUGAAAAACAACUUUCGGCUUAUCUUUCUUCCCCUAAUCCCGAACGUGUGGAGUUCCUGGAAAACUGGAUGUGCGAGCUCAUUAAUGACGACAGUUUUAUGACUUUGUGCCAGGAUGUCGAGGCAACGUGGAGACGCUUUGCCUUUGGUAUCAGGAAGUAG
This is a messenger RNA of Penicillium manginii, 1359 nucleotides long. RefSeq lists its product as uncharacterized. Gene Ontology annotation, biological process: reciprocal meiotic recombination. The record is from RefSeq and is a predicted model, not a curated record. Lineage: Eukaryota; Fungi; Ascomycota; Eurotiomycetes; Eurotiales; Aspergillaceae. The coding region runs from base 1 to 1359 and encodes 452 amino acids. The transcript is spliced from 4 exons.